Molecule: messenger RNA, 2958 nt
Organism: Cylicocyclus nassatus
Lineage: Eukaryota; Metazoa; Nematoda; Chromadorea; Rhabditida; Strongylidae
Source: the annotation of a GenBank genome assembly
AUGCUGUUGAUUUUUCUAUUAUCUUUCAUCAGUUCUGUACUCUGCGAAGGAAUUUAUGAGCUGCGAAUUUACGAUGGAGCCGAACGUGGGACACGGCUCACUAUGGGAGUCGAACUACAACGUCGGUUUGAGACGAUGAAAAACUGCUUUGGACAAAUGGAAACCGAUAUCGAGUGGAUUGAGUAUCAAUCCUCUCGCAACGCAUUCUACACUUCCGCUGAUCUUCCAUCGACUCGACCCACUGGUGACCUUACCGGGACCCUCCAUCUUCUCUGUACGGGUAAUCGAAUGCAUUCGUUGAACUUUCGGGUUCAUGUCACUCAUCGAAAUCAUCAUCCGCCGACAUUCACUAAGCCUGAAUACCGGUUUUAUGCCCCGGUUACAUUACCCAUCGGAGCUCAAGUUGGGAAAAUGGAGGUUCACGACAAUGAUCCAGUGAUCUACAACUCUGAACGAAGUCUUACUUUUACCGAAGACCAACCAUUACUUACCGUACAUUCUGAUGGCACCCUCAUUCUCAAAGAAGAUCUUGCGUCCCAAGUAGCAUUCAAACCCAUAAAAAUGCAGGUUCUGGCGAUUGACUACGGUAGCCCACAACUGUUCACCAUUGCUAAUCUGACUGUUGUUCCGGUUACCGUAUCGCAAGUGCAAAAUCUUCGAGUAAACGUCGCGACAGAAGAUUAUCAAAUUUUCGAAUGGUAUGCACCAUCGUAUGGACAUCCAGAAAAAUAUCGCCUCACUAUUGCUAGGGGAGAAAGUAUGCACUACGAAGAAGAGCUAGAUGGUCACCGAACCGUUGCACUUACCAAGGUCGCCAUUUCUCCCUCAGGAAACUUCACGUUCAAAGUUUCUGCUGUAGAUGCAAAUGGUGAAACACCCAGUGAUUGGCAACGAUUUACCGUAUUUCAAAAUGAUAUCACUUGUGAAGGAGAAUGUUCUUCUGGUGGUGUGCCACUCUGCUACUAUGGAGCAUUUAAUCGUUUGGAGCAGUUUACUGACGCAAGAGGUGCACAUUGUCAGUGCUUUCAUGGCUAUGUUGGUGUUGGAUGCGAUAAAACAGAUAACUGCCAAGCCGAAAAAACUGUGGACUCGUACGGAGGUUUGGAUUGGAGAGAAGCGCCAGCCAAUGCGACAAUACAAGUUCCAUGUCCCUACAACACUGAAAGCGAUAAACAGAAAGUUGAGAGAUCUUGUGAAUGGAACAAGAGUCUUGGGCGUGCUGUUUGGGGACGACAAAAAGAAGUGGAGAAGUGCAAAUCACAGGCUUCCGUGUUGACUCACCUUGGCAUGCUGGGUACAUUCGCAUUGAACGCUAAUGGUGUUUCUACUGUCCAUACAGUAGCGAGGUUCAUUCGUGAUCUGCUUACUGUACCAGCCUUUUCUUCGGAUCCGACGGCUACGGCCCAUUUUGAUCAAAAAAUUGCUGAACAAGCUGCUCUUGUCAUCGAUUCUGUAUCGAGAAUCGACUUUGACUUACUUCAGGGCAACAUUACAGUGGCUAAGGCCGAGAUGUUUUCGAUCGUGUCCGAGUUUGCCUCUCGACUUCCAUCGCCUUUUACUCUAGUAUCGCCUGAACUAGGGGUCCAUUUGAAGGCUAUGCAAUGGAUAAAGGAUGCUGAAAAUUUUGAGACUGUUGUAGGGACAAAGUGCAGGGUUAAGCUUCCAACAGCCGAGAAAGAUCAUACUGUUAGGAGUAUUUGCAUGGCUAACGCUUCCCUAUUCGACAUCGUUGAUUCACAAAACCCGAUUCUUUCUCUAAAGCUGGACACAUCGGAUCAUGUCUACUUCUCAAAAAUGAUAAUCAUGCUCAAACCAAAGGAUUAUCUACAUAAUUAUACUUGCGUAUAUUACGACAGUGCAGAGGGAGGUUGGUCCACUAGAGGAAUUAGAAGAAUAGAUCCGAAUUAUCACGGAUUUGUACGAUGUGAAACAAAUCACAUGGGAGUGUUUUCCCUACUGCCGGACGCCUACUUCCUCUCUGAUGAAGAUGCAAUGCGAGAUUUAAGCGUACUGUUACCGACAGUAACCACCUUUAUCUCCAUGAUCUGCUCGAUAUUUUUACUAUUUAUGGCUGCUGUACAAAAGAACCAUACAGUGGACUUCGCUCUUUUGGUCUACCUCUUUUUCGUCUUUAUGAUACAUGUUGUACAUCUUGUCAUGUUGAUUGCACCUCAGGUUGGCGACCCAUUCGCCCUUUCUCCAGCUCUUCAUCUUAUUCUGCAAUUUUCCGUCAUAUCUGUGACAGCUACCCUCUACCUGGUCCUUCACUCGAUCCGAGCCGUUCUUAUAGCUCACGAGCGAGUCAAAGAAGAAGAGGAACAAUGCUGCUCACGUCCUUGCUCUGUGAUUGGACUAGGAAUCUUUCUUCCUGCUGUGUUGACUUUUACUACCUACAUUUUCUCCAACGAUUUUGACAGCAACUUGUCAAGGGUCUUCGAUCGAAUUGAUUGGCUCUUUAUCGCCAACUACUUAUCGCCAGCUGUGCUCUUUUGCGCUUUAACAGUGUCUUACGCCGUUUGGAACGUCUACUUAGGUGGAAUGUGGAAAACCCGUCACCGUGGCUCAUCUGAACGAUUUUUGUCGCUUGGCCCAGCUGUGCAAGCUUCCCUAGUGUCGGUUGUCAUGCUCGCCUUCCUGGUGUCUUUCAUCGUAUUGUUCCUCUUUCGAGAAACAUCUUCAGCGCUGGCUAUACUGUUUUCUUUAGCGCAAAUAAUAUACUCUUGCUGCGCCUUUCUUUUUGCUGGAUAUCUGUUCAGGAUGCGCUAUCUUUUCGAACGAGAAGGCGAUGGUUCUACACAAUCUCUGGAACGUAAACGAGACAUUUCUCGAGCUCUUCUGGACCAUGUCGACGUUGCCAAAACCAGUGAAAAUGGCUCUGUAAAAUCUGCCGAUUCUGGCACUUACCUCCGAAUGCCACAGAAUCUCUACGAUCAUGCGCCGAUGGUUAGUAUUGUAUAA